UUUCAGUGAAGCAUAUUGUUGCUGAUGCGUGGGGGCCCCUAACUUCAAUCUUAGCUCUGUUUGGUUGCUGAGAAAACCUGGGAAAUGAAAACAAAAUCGUGAUUUUUCUCCCGAAUGUUUUUGGCAGGAUUGCCUACUAGGGUGGGCCAGUGGUGGGAUGGCAUUCCAUUCCUUACUUCUUCUGUGGUGGUCGCUUGUGGGAUUAUAUACCUGGUCUGCCUCUUAGUUGGAUAUGACUCCUUUUUUGAAAUAUGCUUCUCGCCCUCAGCUGUUUUAUCACAGUUCCAAGUUUACAGGAUUUAUACCUCCAUCUUUUUUCAUGGUUCACUACUUCAUGUUCUGUUCAACAUGAUGGCGUUGGUUCCUUUGGGUUCUGAAUUGGAGAGAAUCACGGGAUCUGUCCGCUUGUUGUACAUGAUCAUUCUAUUGGCUACAAGCAAUGCUAUUUUUCAUCUUCUCAUUGCACUAGUGGUGGCACAUAAUCCUUUUCACCCUUAUCUGUUUCUCAUGAAUGAGUGUUCUAUAGGCUUCUCAGGAAUCUUAUUCUCUAUGAUUGUGAUCGAAACAAGUUUGAGUGGAGUCCAAUCAAGGAGUAUCUUUGGACUCUUUAAUGUGCCCGCCAAGUGGUAUCCAUGGAUCUUGCUGAUCGUGUUCCAGCUUCUGAUGACAAAUGUCUCAUUACUUGGACACCUAUGUGGAAUUUUGUCUGGAUUUGCAUAUACUUAUGGCUUAUUCAACUUCUUAAUGCCUGGACCAUCUUUUUAUUCUGCCAUUGAGGCCUCUUCUUGGCUUUCAUCUUGCAUAAGGCGACCUAAAUUUAUUCUUUGCACUGGCGGGAAUUCAGCAGGCUACAUCCCUACACAUUCGAGCCAAAAUACAACUUCUAGUGGAUUAUUGUCUGGAAAUAUUUGGAGAAAUUGGUCCUCAUGGAUGCCACGAAGGGAAUCAUUUGCUCAGUCAACUCAGGACAAUCAAAGAUUUCCAGGGAGGGGAAGGACACUUGGAGCUGUGCAAAGUCAAACAGUUUCUGCUGAUAAUUCAGAUUCAAACCUACAGGCUAGACUCUUGGAUAAUAGCAGCCCAAAUCAUUCUUUGGAUGUGGCAGCAACUGGUACAGGACAACGGUUAUCUGAUGGAAGGCAGCAAGCAGCGGAUAAUCCAGCAGCUUUAGUCCCUGCACGCCAUCAGGGUUCAGUGGCUUCCGAUGAAGAAAUCCAAAAACUUGUAUCAAUGGGCUUUGAAAGGACACAGGUAGAAGUUGCACUAGCAGCUGCUGAUGGGGAUCUGAAUGUGGCAGUGGAAAUUCUCAUGAGCCAACAGGGAUAAAAAAUGCUAAACGAGCUUUGAUUUCUCGUUUACACCUGCCAUGAGCUCAGUUCCGUUGGCCUGGUUGCCGCGUCCUAUCAGUGAUUGGAUUGUGCAUUUGUGUUUUCCCAAUACACUUCUUGUAGCCAUUUAUACAGGCUGAGACCGACGAGGGAAACAUAUACUAACUAACUCAUGCUAAACAGUAUUAAAAAACGAAAAACAAGCAGCCACAAAAAAAGUUUGUAAACAUGUUUCGACGAACUGAAGCAUUUGGAGUCGAAUUAAAAAGUGUAUCUUUACUUUUCCUUCAAACUCGUUUAUUGUGGUCUUUGCUUUUGAAAUUUCAUAAUCCAAAACAAUGUUCAA
Messenger RNA from Juglans microcarpa x Juglans regia, 1674 nucleotides. Its product is annotated as rhomboid-like protein 15. Gene Ontology annotation, molecular function: ubiquitin-specific protease binding; serine-type endopeptidase activity; misfolded protein binding. NCBI's taxonomy places the organism in Eukaryota, Viridiplantae, Streptophyta, Magnoliopsida, Fagales, Juglandaceae. The record is from RefSeq and is a predicted model, not a curated record. Gene Ontology annotation, cellular component: Hrd1p ubiquitin ligase ERAD-L complex; endoplasmic reticulum membrane. Gene Ontology annotation, biological process: endoplasmic reticulum unfolded protein response. The transcript has 13 exons. The coding region runs from base 115 to 1326 and encodes 403 amino acids.